UCUGCAGGGAAGGGCACGCCUUCUUCAUUGCACGACCCCAUGCAGGCAAUCCAGGCCAAGAACACCUGGAAGACCUCUCUUCGGGAGAUGCUCAUCUCUGUGGCCCUGGGCCAGGUACUGUCCCUCCUCAUCUGUGGAAUUGGCUUAACCAGCAAGUACCUGUCAGAAGACUUCCACGCCAACACACCCGUCUUCCAGAGCUUCCUCAACUACAUCCUUCUCUUCUUGGUCUACACCACUACUCUGGCAGUCCGGCAAGGAGAAGAAAACCUGCUUGCCAUUCUACGCCACAGAUGGUGGAAGUACAUGGUCCUGGGCCUCAUCGACCUGGAGGCCAACUACCUGGUGGUGAAGGCGUACCAGUACACCACGCUGACCAGCAUCCAGCUCCUGGACUGCUUCGUGAUCCCAGUGGUGAUCCUGCUGUCCUGGUUCUUCCUGCUUGUCCGGUACAAGGCCGUGCACUUCCUGGGCAUCGUGGUCUGCAUCCUGGGCAUGGGCUGCAUGGUGGGUGCUGACGUGCUGGUGGGCAGACACCAGGGAGCAGGUGAAAACAAGCUGGUGGGGGACCUGCUGGUGCUGGGGGGAGCCACGCUGUAUGGCAUCUCUAAUGUCUGGGAGGAGUACAUCAUCCGGACCCUCAGCCGGGUGGAGUUCCUGGGCAUGAUUGGCCUCUUCGGUGCAUUCUUCAGUGGAAUUCAGCUAGCCAUCAUGGAGCACAAGGAGCUGCUGAAGGUGCCCUGGGACUGGCAAAUAGGGCUGCUCUACGUGAGCUUCAGCGCCUGCAUGUUCGGUCUGUACAGCUUUAUGCCUGUCGUCAUCAAGAAGACCAGCGCCACCGCCGUCAACCUCUCCCUGCUCACAGCAGACUUGUACAGCCUGUUCUGCGGGCUGUUUCUGUUCCACUACAAGUUUUCCGGACUCUAUCUGCUGUCUUUCUUCACCAUCCUCAUCGGGCUGGUGCUGUACUCCUCCACCUCCACCUACAUCGCCCAGGACCCCCGCGUGUACAAGCAGUUCCGCAACCCUGCGGGGCCUGCCGUGGACUUGCCCGCCGCAGCCCAGGUGGAGCCCUCGGUCACCUACACCAGCCUGGGCCAGGAGACCGAAGAGGAGCCCCAUGUGCACAUGGCCUAGGCCACGGCCCUGUCCGCCGUCAUCUCCGUGUUGUACAUAGAGAAAGGUAUUUACUGGGUGCAGCUCACACAGGUGGCCUGCAAGGUAGCGAGUCUGGGAGCUUGGAGGGCACCUGCUGAGGGCCGCUGGGGCCCAGGCUUGUACACCUGCCUGAGAGGCACUCAGAUGGCUGCCCGUCAACCCUGCACCAACUGCUGUGACAUCAGUGUCCUCGCUGUUCUGAUCUGUAUGACUACUGUGUACCGAUUUUCAGGAGGGCCUUUGGACUCCUGGUUGGGACCAUUGCCAGACCCCCACGUAGCCCACAGGAGCCCCACUUUUCUAUGGCGAGUCCUACUCUUUGUAAGGAUCGUACUUUCUUUUUUACACAGACACAGAGCGAUGCAGGGCAGGGAGCUCCACCCCAAGAAGUACUCUGUCCCGGCCUGGGUGGCCGCUGGCAUCUCUGGCCCUGUUGGAUCGCCUGCCUGCCUGCUCAACAAGUGUUUUGUGCUGUGACCCUUGUGGGGAGAGGCAACUGACCAUAUAAUUCUCUAUUCUAGGAAUAGAUUUAAAGCAAACAUUUUAGCCUUUUUGUAUUUCAGCCUCUGAUUACCCAGGCCAUUGCCUUUACAUUGGGCCACGUAAUUCAGCUAAUCAAGUCCCCGUGACAGCAGGACAAGGACUGUUCCAUUUCUGUGGCUCAGGGGAAACCCCAAAAUAGGAACAUUUGUGUUUAGCACUAGAUUUGCUUUCAAACUUUUUUGGCCCUCCCUAAAUCCUCUCUUCAAAAAUUACUUUUUAUUUUCCUUUUAUUUCCUAGACUUUCUAGUCUAAUAAAUUAAUCAAGGCACAGAAAAAAGCCAUGCUCCUCUAUCCUCUUACUUAUAUAAUACCUGUUUUGAAAUGCACCAGCCUGGAAAUCUUCUUUAUUUUGGAGUUGUAUUGGUCACACCACCUCCCGAAGCCACAGUGCCGAUGUGGAACCCACCCAAUGAUGGCCCAGUUGUGGUGGUAAAGGCGGCACCAUUGAAAAAAUCUGGCAAGGUGAUCACAUUUGACAUCCAUCUGACAGCAGCACGUACUGACACAACACCCUCAUGGUGCAGAGUACCACAGGGUCCCACAAGCCUUGGGCAGUGUGUCACUAGCCCAGCCCAGUGCCCUUAAACAGCACCUUUAUUCAAACACAGGAAACUAAGAACCACUGACCUCUGUCACUCAGCAGACCGCGAGUCAGGGUGUGACGUGCAUUAGGCUUGGCUGAUUUGAACACCACGCCCAAGGGUCUCUGGUGGGCUCUAGGGCUUGCACAGGGUUCAUACCUCCUUGAGCAAUGCAGAUCAAGGCCUCUUAGGUGAGCACACAAUGCAGAACACUGAUGGGUAGAGAAAGAUCGGGGUGUGGAGCCAGAGCGAGGCCUGGAGCGCAGGCCAAGCAGCCCUCACCAUGCCAGCACUCCUGUGGCCUUUCUGAGAACCCCCAUGCAGGCAGUCGUCCUGCCUCGCAAGAUGGGAGAGAAACUCUUCUCUGACACAUAGAUCCCGUGAUCACUUCUGCCCCUAGAAACAGGUUCCACCUGCUGUGGCCUCAACCUGGUGUCAGUCACAUCAAGACAGCCUUGCUCCCUGCUCCUUAAGAACCAGUUAAAUACCUUUCUCUGAAUUUUUUUCUCCACUCAGAUCUGAAGAACUUUAAAGAUUGUGGUUUUAUUUUUGUGUUUACAUUCUUUUGGUUUGCAUAAUUUGCUUGACUUAUUUCAUUUUUAGUAUUUAUUUUAAGCCAAAUGUUUUUGUGUUUUGGAUUCAUUUUUAUGACACUGAUUUGUAGACACUUAGUAAAGUCUUAUGAGAAGCAAGUGGCUGGAACAAUUUCUAAGUCCACUCAGUGGACUGGGAAUUUUCUUUUUAAUUCAAAUUUCCAAAGGUUUGCGCUUGACCAGUGGCUAACGGCUGCUGUCUAAGUUACUCUGGGUGUCGACAGACUGCUGUGUGGAAACCGAGAGUGAGGGUCAAGGUGAGUCCGCCAUGUGCCCUCUGUUGUAUAGCAUCCUGGUAGUCGGCCUUCGCAUCCCCAGGCCACCUUGCCGUGCCAGUGUGUCUCUAGAAAGGCUGGAAAGGUACCGAGCUGUCCAUGGUCAGGAGUUCCAGGCUCACAUAAAGGGGAAUUACGGUAGCAAAGGACAAGUUCUUUUUCUGUGUAAAAACGUCGAUCCUUUGGGAGUGGGGAGGGAAGUGGGAAUAGGGCAAUCUUAACUCUAGCAGUUUUAGUUUCUGAGAUUUCAUAACAGUAGAAACCAGCAAAAAUUUCAGCUUUUCAGUCCACCUCCACACUCUCCUCUACAAGAUAAGACUUUCGAGAUCUGUAUGCAACGUGUUCGGGCUGUCCUGAAGCCCGCCCACCCCGGAGAGGUGGUGGUGCUCACCUCCUCACAAGUCUGCGCUUGGUCCCACCUUCCAGGCUCCAGACUCACGCAAGACUGGGAGACCAAGCAAGGGGACGGUUUGCACCACUAUGUCCCAUGAAAUGUUUGGAUGUUUAGUUUAGGUAUUGCUAACUUGUGCUAUUAACCUUCUGACAAGCGUGUAGUAUUGUUUGUUUUGGUUAUUUUUGAUUUGUAACCACUUAGUAGUCCCAGCUAGUUACCAGUACAGAUUUUACCCCAUGGGUAGGAUUCUAUUGUUCAGCUACAAAACAAAGCACACUAAUCCUGACGACGCAAAUGGAAAAAUAUGAACCAAAAAACAAAAUUACACCAAUAAGUUCAACAAA
Molecule: messenger RNA, 3888 nt
Organism: Fukomys damarensis (Damara mole-rat)
Lineage: Eukaryota; Metazoa; Chordata; Mammalia; Rodentia; Bathyergidae
Gene: Slc35f1
Product: solute carrier family 35 member F1
Exons: 8
Coding region: 40-1137 (365 amino acids)
Biological process (GO): transmembrane transport
Cellular component (GO): membrane
Molecular function (GO): transmembrane transporter activity
Source: RefSeq, a predicted model, not a curated record